Molecule: messenger RNA, 4447 nt
Organism: Durusdinium trenchii
Lineage: Eukaryota; Dinophyceae; Suessiales; Symbiodiniaceae
Source: the annotation of a GenBank genome assembly
AUGGCGGGACGCAGUUGGUUGCUGCCUUUGCUGGCAUCUGUGCUGCUUCUUCGGUCGCUCUCCUUCGUGGGCUUCUUCUCCUCAACGAGUCCAGCGAGAAAACCAUCAGCUUCGGCGCCUGCGUCUUCCCGAGUGGCCUUGCAGGCGGAGGAGGAGGAUCUGCCGACCUUCUCCUGGGAUGCGGACGGGCCGCCCCCGUUGCCCGAAUCCCCUGAAGAGAUGGCGCAGCAGGCGGCGGAUGCAGUGAUGCGGGCGUACCGCGAUGGGAAGACCCGGCAGACGGUCCGGCUACGCCUGGACGAGCUCUUCGACAUGGAGAGUUUGUACGUGAAGGGCAUCCAAGCGCUGCAGAUGGCGACGACGCCUUUCAUGGAGGGCUUGUCCAAGAAGUUGUGGGGUGGCGACUUCUUCAAGGAUGUGAAGACCUCCGUGGUGGACGAUCAAGCCGGGACCUUGAUCUAUCGCGAAUCCGACAACGAGAUGCAGGAUAUGGCCAUGUUCUAUCUUCCAGGUCGAGACUUGAUGGCCGAGCAGAAGACCCAGAACUUCAUCCGAAGGAUGAAGGAUCGCUUGGUGUUGCUGGUGAACACGGAGAACGCCCAAUCCUUCUUCCGCGUGGACUUCAAAGGAAUGGACUGGGGAGACUACACCAACAUGGGCAAGGAGAUCAGCAACAUCUUCCAGGAGCAGACCUACUACUACGACAAGGCACCGUGCCAAUCGUGGCAGAUGACCACCUUUCGUGCCUAUCCCUACAACUGGGAAGUCUACAUCGAGGAUUUGGAUUACAACCUCGUCAAGGUCUGGGACAGUGAGUACAAGCCGACGACCAAUCAGAUCGAGGCGCGCUUGGAACAGUAUGAGAAGGUGAAUGGGAUAGAGGGAAAGGCCUACAAGAAGAUGGCAAAGAUCAUGAAGGAUACCAUGAAGCAAGAGGAGAUGAGCGAAGAGAUCGCACCAGGCUGGCGCUCGGCGGCCAGCCCUGAGGAAAUGGUGGAGCGACAGAAGCUUGCGGAGGAGAGACGGUUUCCCAACACGGCCGGUCGAUGCGAUCCGACGCGCCGUGUGAUCCGAGCGAAGUCUAGCACUAGAGCAGCUGUGGAGCCCAUGGAUUUCAUGACCGGCCGAGCUCGUUUCAAGGAGCCGGGCGCCAAGAACGCCACGGAGCCCAGAUCAGAGGCCUGGCCGCCCGGAAGCGAUGAGGAAGAACCAGACUUCGAGGCGUCCGCGCGGCAGUCGCUACAGUUGCAGUGCCAGGAGCUCAGUGAGUCCCUGACCAGGCUACGGCAAGAGAUUGCCGAUGCAGGCACCCGGGAGCAGCGUUUGAAGGAGCUGCUGCGAUGUCGUUCCAGGUCGCUGGUGCGCCUGGCGUCGCAGCUGACUCGUGCUCAAGAUCAGAGGCGACCGACCGACCGUGGGCUUUUUCAUGUGGAAGUCCAGACAGAGGUGCCGACCCUUGAUGCGAUCGAUCCAGAGGCGGCCUUGCCGACGGUGACGAGUCGGCCCGCUCAGCGGGUGGUGGAGCUGGCAGCCAGCAGUCCUGCAGUGCGGGACAUGGUGCUGCAGAGGCUCAAAGGUGAGGCUCGAGAAGGUUUCCCCACCCAAACAGAGGAUUUCCUGAACCUUUGCCAAUUUGCCGUUGCCACACAAAAAUGGGGACACACAGCCCAACGCUGCAACGCCCAGUCUUUCGAGAGUCGACAUGCAACGCCUGUGCUCGCCCCCCCAUGGCUGAUGUUGGCUCCCCAUGUCGUGGGUGCCGCUGCGGCGGGACGCCGCUUCCCCGUGGGACGCCGCGCCUUUGCGGCGGUGCCGGUGCCGGAGGUCUUGCGGCGCUUGCGAUGGCUGCACAGCCCGGGGCAGGUCCUGCGCUUGGCAGCAAAGAACGAGGGUGCUGAUAUGGUCGUCCUUUGCGCAUUACUACAAAGGCUCGUCUACCUGGCGAAGCAGGACGGAGGGUCCAAAGAGACCGAGCUCAGCCAAGAUGGCCGAUUUCAAGUGCUGCUAAAGACACUGAGCAGCCGCGUGGAGAGCUGCGACGGCGGCACCCUGGCGCGCUUGGCCGACGCCGCAGCGCGGCUGCCGCGCAGCGCGGAGGUGGAGGAGCUGAUGCAACGCCUGGUGGAGUCUGCAGUGGGGCGCCACAAUGCCAUCAAGCCGCAGGACCUUUCCUUCCUCGCCGUCGCGUUGGCCACCGCGCGCGUGCGGGGCGUUCCUGCGGGACACGCCGCGGGACACGCCGCGCCCUUGGGCAAAGCCGUACACUUCGUGCGGGGCGAGGCCUUGCGGCAAAUGCAGGAGUUCAAGUGGAACAGCUGCAUCCGAUUGCUGGAAGCCUUCCGUCGCUGGGGCAUUGUAGAUCCAAACCUUACAGAGAUGGUGCUGGCACGGCUGCAGGACAUCCUUCCGGACGCCACCACGCGAGAUCUGACGAUGCUGCUGGAGUACCUCUGCCAGAUGGGCUUGGCUUGCCUGGAGCUCUUACAACCACUCUGUCAGAUGGCCUUCAGUAGCUUGUGGCUCUUUACUCCGCAGCAGUUGGUGUCCAUCGCGCACUCGCUUGCCAGGCUGAGAUUCUUGAGCCCAAAGGAUCUCGAGGAGCUCUUGGAGGCGCUGCUGCCACACGUGGGAAGGCUCAGUGAUCCAGAGGUCUCGAGGUUGCUCUUCGCGCUGGCGCUCAGCAACCCCGAUUGGCAGGGCAAGUGGCAGACUGUGAAGCAAGUGCUCGCAGCUCAGUACGUGGCUGGAAGCACCCGGAACUUGCGUGCAGAUGUGUCGGUCGCUUGGGCCUUUGCGGUCCUUCAGCUUCCUCAAUACAUGCCAGACGUUCUCCGGCUUUUGGACACUCACGCGACCUCCGCGGUGGACGUGCCACGAAGCGUCCUGGUGAUGCUGCACGAGGUAGGUAUGUUCCUAUGUAGCUUGUCAUGGCCUGCACUCUGAGCUGGCCGUUCAGUGGCGUUCAGCGGCAGAGGAGACGAACAAGGAGGAGGUGGAGCGCUGGGCACGUUCGGGGUCGCCCCUGCGGGCGCAGGUCGCGCGGUGGUGAAGUCGUGCAACGACGAGAGUGGUCCAGGGCGCAGCUGGUCGGGGCUUGGUCUAUUUUCCGAACCGAUCCCAGGGGAACGCCGGCCCGGAGGUCUCACUUCGAAUACACACCCAUGUGACGACCCGAGUCACCACCCAUGUUGUUUGAUUUUUGUGAGGUUUGCGUGACAUGUUUUAUUGCUCCUGUCAGGUACGGAGUGCAGAGACGAUGGUGGUAAAUUCAUACCUAUAUAUACAUUGGGGUGGUUUGAGGGGUCAAUGCAAAUAGGCAUAUAUGACAGACAUGGAGUGUUUGGGUAAGGAAAGAGACAGCUUCGGGACGAUUCCUGCAGUUCCUGCACGCUCCGCGAUCCUGGGCACUUUUUUGUGUUUUGUCCUCUUCAGGUGUUCGAUCGGCCCAGAGGAAGAUCCAAGGUAUUUGUUCGAGGUGUGCACCGGGCUUCCGAGCGAGGUGCACCGGGCCCUCAUGCCUGAUCCGGGCUUCCAGGGUCCAGUGGCUUGGCUUUGUGGCUUCAGCGUGGACUUCCUGAACCAGAGGUCCAAAACGGUGAUCGAUUUGGACCACAUCUCUUGGCCCACCAGUCCCACCUUGCGGCACCUCUUGCUGAAGGAGAAGGGCUACCGGACGGAUGCUCGUCCUGUUGGAUGUGAAGACCUGACCGACGGUCGUCCUCAAAGAGCAUAGCUAGGCGCUCCAUCAUGAGCCAUGUGACUCUGGAAGGAGGUCGCCAGGUCGGCCAGGCGGAUUUCUCCGUGUUCAAAUCGGGGCCGAACUCGAGAAGUAACCGCCAGGUCCAUCACCGAGACUCGGUUCGUCCCAGGCGCUCGUUCGGCGACUUGUUCGGCACUCCAGGUGGCGUUACCCUUUUGGGAUCUGAAGCAAUUGAGCUCCGAGGGUGGCGACUGGAGCGCCUUCCUGCGUGUGCACCUCGAGCUCGCGGGAAAAAAAGAAAGCGGGUUGGCUCCUCUUGGAGCGUUCUGAGCGAAGGGAGCGGUAGAGAGGUAGAGAGGUGAUCUCGACAGUCGUGGGAAGCGAGACCCUGGCAGAGGGAAUAUCGACUAAGACUUGAAACGUUUACAGCUGCAUUGGGUCUCGGUUCGGGGGCGAAAACUGUGGUGUCCGGAUUGAUUUGGCUGUACCGGGCACAAUGACAACGAAUUUGAACCUUCUGUCGAUUUCAUGGUCUUUCCCUACUACUGCCAGCAAGUGAGAGCGUGAAAUCUCCGGGACCCUUCCUUUCUCAAGCUUCGCAUGAACCACGACCUUGCCCGUGCCAGCCCACACCUUUUUUGCCCGGGCCAGCCCCGGGAUGUCUUCCUUACGCAUGCUUCCCACGUGUCCGAGUGCCCCACGUGAGCGGACAGGUCAAGGAGCGGAGCCGACGGAGCUCAAGGAGGC